Odontomachus brunneus is the source of this 5697-nucleotide messenger RNA. RefSeq names its product eyes absent homolog 4 (gene eya). The transcript is spliced from 9 exons. The coding region runs from base 2612 to 4201 and encodes 529 amino acids. NCBI's taxonomy places the organism in Eukaryota, Metazoa, Arthropoda, Insecta, Hymenoptera, Formicidae. Gene Ontology annotation, biological process: positive regulation of DNA repair; negative regulation of extrinsic apoptotic signaling pathway in absence of ligand; cell differentiation. Gene Ontology annotation, molecular function: protein tyrosine phosphatase activity. Gene Ontology annotation, cellular component: nucleus. The record is from RefSeq and is a predicted model, not a curated record.
GCGCACCUAAAGUAAAGCGAAGUAAAACGAGUAAAGCGAACAGCACAAAUAGAGACAUUCAAGCAGUAAACUAAUUAGCCAAUCACAUUCGAGAAUUAUCGGGAACGUGAGAUUUGAUCGUAUUGAAAUUCUCUUUGUGGUUGAUCGUUUCGCUCGCUGCUUAAAGGCUUAAAUCUUGAUAAGCUUGCUAUGCAUAAGGAAAUCGACUAAUUACGUCUAAUUACGUCUAGCGCAAAGAACAUCCUUAUAUUAUAAAUAUGCAAUUAUGCGAGUUUCUGGAUAAGUUUUUAGUCUUCCUACUUGUGUUUUCUGCUUGCCCUAAGAAUGUCGCGAGAUAUUUUUAGGUGCUUCUCUUUUUCUCGAUAGAAAUGUAUUGAUUCAUAUUUUUGUGAUUCAUAUUCAUAUUCUGUAUUGAUUCAUAGUCUUGUGAUUUAGGCCCGAUUUCACCAACAUCGAUUGGGCCUUGAUCUGAGUUUAAGUCUUUGUUUCAAAUAGUUUAAAUGUGAUUUAAGGCUUGAUCGACGUUGGUGAAAUUGGACCUUACAAUUUCAUUGAUCAGCAUCUACUGAGUUCGCUUUUGUGAUUUUUACCACGUUGUGUUGUUAACGCACAGUCGACCCCUGCUGAAAAGGACAGACAUGACAUUUCCGUGUCGGUCUUCUUGUAGUUCGUGCAACAUAUGCACAAGAUAUACGCGAGAUUCUGAUGGGCCCACACAUAUAUCACGGGAGUAACGACAAGUCGAGUAUCCCUAAGGGUCGGUUCGACUGGAAAAACAAUCUUUCCGAAAGAAAGACGUUGGGAACUAUCGUUACCUUUCUCACGCGCCGGCACUCGGCUAGAUGGGUUCGGACAAAAAGCUUUUGUCUCGACGAACUGUAGCGAUCCGCGCUUGCUUUUCCUUUUUUUUUAGGCCGCGAUGUAAACCGGCCAAUUAAAUGAACUUAGCGGGAGUUUCACGAGUAGGAGUUGCAGGCCGACGACGCGUUUUUUUUCUCUCUCUCUCUCUUUUCCUCCUAUUUCGCUGCAUUUCGCUUUCCUGACGGUUGACGGACAGUUUAGCCAGACAGCAAGCUAAGCAACUCAUCCGUGAUAAACACUUCGGCGCGGGCUUUUGUUUAGAUAAGCAGAGUGCCUUUCAUCUCACAUGACCGUGCACCACGCGAGAGGACCGGCCGGAGAUAAAUCGCGGCUGCGUAUACAGGGUGACAACAAAUUUGCACCAUACCAUGAUGACACUCUUCAGUACAGUCGGUUGAUUCAGCCCGCGUCUACGACAGGUGCAAUAAGACCCGUAUUCUGAGUUCUCUUUUAACGAUAAAAAAGGUUUAGGAGCCACCUGAUUGGCUGAGAAGCUACAUUUAAGGCACUUUUAUCGAUAAAAGAGGAUUCAAAAUAUGAGUCUAAGUCUUUAGCUUUAUGCUUUAAAGCCUAUAAUUUCUGGCGAAAAACAUUUUAACGAUUUGAGUUUAGCCAACAUGUUUAAGGCUUGGGGAUUAUGACUUCAGGCAGUACUUCAGUUUGUAGUUGAAAAUUAUAGUUUUGGACUUAGAGUAAUAAGGCUAAAGGCUAAACUAUUAUAGAUCCGGACUAAAGGUUGCAACACUUUCUCUCGAUGAGUCUCGUAACGUAUCCUGUAUCCAAUAAAAGAAUUUGGUUUUUGAUAAUUCCGAGAGGAUAGAUUCUCUUAUUGAAUGCCGAAUACUCAAUGCAAAACUCAUUGAGGAAAAGUGUUGUUAUACUUAGAGCCGGUUUUUCAAUAGCAGUUUAAACUUGGAUUCAAAUUUAAACUCUAUUCUAACAAUGCGUUUGUUUUGUUUAAACAGAGUUUAAGUUGAAAUCUAAGUUUAAACUAUCAUUGAAAGUGACCGGUAAAUCAGCCGACUGUACAGUCAGUGCAAGAAAGUUACAUUCACACUUCGAUCAACUUUAGAGCGCGUAUCCGAUAUACAAUAGGAAAAUUUAUCUUUAAAUCGUUGGAAAAUAAGUUCCCUUAUUGGGCGCGGUUGCGUUGCGAAUGUCAUUGAAAGAAGUGUUGCAAUUUUUUUAAUACUAACUAUGCAAAUCUCGAUUCAGAAGGAAGACUUGAAGUUUGCUGACAAACGACGAUAGCUUGUUCGAGAUCGUGCGGGAACAAUUUAAGUGGGCGAUGUACCCUUUGCCUUUGGCGAAAAUUACAAUUCCGAUGAGAUUACACGGAAAAUCCGCGCGAAUGAUCGUUUAUCCACGAUGAAAUUGAAAUUCCUCGGACAGACGAGAAUCUUUGGAUGGUAACGAAAGGUUAUAGAGUGAGUAGAACGAUGAGAGAAAUGUGCGAAUGUCCCGAUCGAAACGAAUGGAACGCGAGUUAAUUCGCGCGCUUUCGAAGCGUUAAUUAACGUUGAACGUCACUCGAAGAGGAACGCGAUUUUGAGUCUCGGUUACCGAGAGAGAACGAGAGAAAGAGAGAGAAAUAUCCGAUUAUCGAAUAUCGGAGAAUCGCGGACGCGGAACGCGAGGUCGCACUUUCGUGUGCGUCAAGCGCGGAGAAGCCGAUGCUAAAUUAUCCGAUCGACAUCGGCACUGAUUACAUUGAGUGCGAAGAGAUUCUUGGUGCAAAAGAUAGAGUGAUAUGUUAACCGAAGACAAUGAUCCGACAAAACCAGCAGGGGUUUUAGACAAUGCUGGCAACGUGUCUUCCUCGACAGAAGCCUCGGUACAGCAUCCUCGCGCCGCAAACAAUGAAACCGAAGUUAAGAACGAGGUGCAGGACUGUCCUGAGACCGACAGUGUGCCCGGCGGCGAGCUGUAUAUCGAUGAGAAUGCCGAGGAGAAAGAGCAGGAGUAUCCGGAUUCGAUGGAGAAGGCGGAUUACGGAUCCCUGUACGGUGCCAAUCAAUAUUAUAACAGUCUCUACAACUCGCCGCCUUAUGGAUCCACGACGGUCUCGAAAUCCGCAUCGGGUUUGCAGAGCUCAUAUCUAAGCUCCUACACGUCAUCGAGCUCGAUGACGCAGUACCCGUCCUACGCCGGCUACAAUAGCGGGGCGACGACUUUCCCGAACGUGGCGCAGAAUAUGUCACCGGCUUCACAGAAAUUGGACUAUAGCGCCUACAGCAGCAGUCUAUACGGGAACGACAGGGUGCCUCUUCAAUAUUCCGGCUACUAUCCUAUGCCUGGUUAUCAUGCGCCGCCUACUUCCUUCAACAUCAGCAACAUUAACUUUGCCGAAGACUCGACCAAGUCCGCGCUCACAUUGGACCCGACCACGCACGAUGCGAGCGAUCUGACCGCACGAGAAACCGCAAACAUCGAAGUGGCGACGACGAAGCCAUGCAGGCGCGGCAGAAGGCAGAGCGGAAGCGGGAACAGUAUCGGUUCUGCAGACACGACGGAGGCCGGGCCUGAUCGUAUAUUCAUUUGGGACCUUGAUGAGACUAUCGUUAUAUUCCACUCCUUGCUAACCGGACAAUUCGCCACGAAGCACCGCAAAGAUCCUACCCCUCUGGCUCAAGUGGCAUACAGAAUGGAGGAGAUGAUAUUCAACUUGGCGGACACGCACUUCUUCUUCAGUGACAUCGAGGACUGUGAUCAAGUGCACAUAGAUGACGUCGCGUCGGACGACAACGGACAGGACUUGUCGUCCUACAACUUCGCGACCGACGGCUUCCAGUGCGCGUCCACCAACAACGGGAUAUGCCUAACUUCCGGCGUGCGCGGUGGCGUCGAUUGGAUGAGGAAGCUGGCGUUCCGUUAUCGCAAGAUCAAGGAGAUCUACUGCAACUAUCGCAACAACGUAGGCGGUCUCCUGGGCACGGCAAAACGCGAGCAGUGGCUCCAGCUGCGCUCCGAGAUCGAGGCGUUGACCGACAACUGGUUGACAUCGGCGGUCAAGUGUCUGAGUCUCAUCAACAAGAGAAGCCACUGCAUCAAUAUCCUGGUGACGACCUCGCAGCUCGUUCCCACACUCUCCAAAGUCUUGCUCUUCGGCAUCGGUGGAAUAUUCCCCAUAGAGAAUAUAUAUUCCGCCACCAAAAUUGGAAAAGAAAAUUGUUUCGGGAGGGUGGUAGCACGAUUCGGCCGCAGGUGUACGUAUGUAGUGAUAGGCGACGAUUCAGACGAGGAGAACGCGGCACGGGCGCACAACUUUCCUUUCUGGAGGAUAAACAGCCUCUCGGACACGCAAGCUCUGUACAAUGCCUUAGAAAUGGGAUUUCUUUAAUCAAAAUAUGGUUGAUCUGCGACACUGGGAAAUGUUAUACGUUCGGCGCACGGAUAAUUAUACGGCACGCUCGGCAUUUCCGUACAAUCGUGCAAGCGGGGAGAACCAGUGACGGAAGCAUGCUUAACUCUCUGGGAGAAGCUCUUAUCAUUCCUAUAACUUAUCGUGUAUAAUAUACGUAAACAAACGGACGGUCGACAUCUCCGUAUCUGUCACGUAUAUGGCUACAUUCGCCGAUGAUCAGAUAUUUUAUGAGCUCGGUCGGACACGGUCUCUCUGUCCGUAAGUGAUAUAGAAUGAAGGUAAGACUUAAGUGAUAAUAAACACAAAGAGAAAAUCGGGAAGAGCUAAAAGUUUAUGUAUAAUAAGAUUUUUUGGAUGGCUCUCUAGCCUAUCUUAGUCACGUGUACUAUACUAAACUGAAAUGGAAUCUGUGAAAAGGAUAUAUACCGGGUGAAUCAACAGAAACAGAGCUUAAUUGAGUAAUUGUUCUAGAUUCGAAGAUUCACUCUGUAUGCACAUACACCUUUCGUGUACUUAAACGCACUACAUUUGCAUACUUUUACUUCCGACGACGGUAAAAUCAAACGAUUUUUACUAAUGUAUUUACUAAACGAUAAAACGGGUUUUAUAGGUGCGACGAUUAUAAUUUUCCAUUGCUAUGUUUCAAGCAGCUUAUUCGCCGGAAUUACCGGAAUUCAUGUUUGUUUUCUACAAUCCUAGUAUUAUAGUUGGCGUUCGCUUCUUAUGUUACUUUCAUGUGCAAAUUUAUCGCGAGAAAUUAAUCGCGGUUAGUUACAAUUUCAUCGAUCGUCUUAAUAUCUUUGUUCGUCAUGCUACAUGUAUCUUCACAUUCCUUUAGUCCUUAUGUCGCAAAUAUAGUUAUAAGCAGUAUUAUGUAUAUUUUGAAAGUAUCUAUCAUAUCAAUCACACAUUACCAUGACACACCUUACCGGACACAAAUGUGUGUGCAUUAGGAGUAUUUAUAUAUUUGUAAAGAUACUAUAGUUAUAUAUAUAUAUAUAUAUAUAUAUAUAUAUAUAUAUAUACAUAUAUAUAUAUAUAUAUAUAUACAUAUAUAUAUAUGACCGUAUUUUGAAAUUGUACAAGGACAUUUGACAAACUCCCGAGGAAUGCAUUAAUUAAUAUAAUAAAGAAAACGAAUUAGAGUAUAGUUGGUGAUUGCAGUUGACAUCGUUAUGUGUAAAAACAGUUUAUAAAAAUUUUCUGAAUAUAUCGUAUUAUUCGUUAAAGCAAAGAUAUUAAUAAAAAAUAUAAUUGAAAAUAUGUAAAAUAUACCGUUUGUGUCUCGAAAGACUGGCAUCGUGCAAAGAUGAAAGUAACUUAAUAUUGUCCUUUACUUUAGUAAGAAAAUUAUAUGUGUAUCAAAUUUACAAAUUAAAUUAUAUGACACUAAUUUAAUAUCAGCUUGUUCUCGAGAUAAAUUAAUGUUCUACGAGAUUUUUGUUUUUACUUGAAAUAUAUAUAUAUAUAUA